ACAGGCCACAACUCAUUUCGAUUCGAAACUCCUCACUUGCUGGCUUCCUUCAUCCUCCGACCUCCCGCCAACCUCAUCAAGCAUCAAGCGGUUGAAGGAACCUUUGCUCUGAAAUUCCCCAUCAUAUCAUUCGAGUCCUAGCACACAAACAUGUCAGUCAUAAAGCAAGGUGAAGACAUGAGCAUCAAUGAGCGGGAAUUCAUUCUUACGGCGCUAAAGGAUGAAAAUUGUCGCGCCGAUGGCCGGACGCCUGCGGAUACCCGUGAGCUGCGUGUUACUUACGCGCGUGCUGAAGGCCAGGCAACCGCCGAAAUCCAGCUGGGUAAGACGCGCGUGCUUACUGUGGUUACUAGCGAGCUUACCCCGCCCUAUCCUGAUCGGCCUGCAGAAGGAUUUUUGAACUUGAAUGUCGAGUACUCUCCCAUGGCAACACUUGGAAUCGAUAAUGCACGCACUAAUCCGACAUUAGUGGAAGUGGACCGUGUCAUUGAGCGGUGCUUGCGUCAAAGCCGUGCACUAGACACAGAGGCACUUUGUGUUAUCGCUGGCAGUAAAGUGUGGUCCUUGCGCUGCGACGUGCGAAUCCUAGAUGACGCAGGGAAUGUUGUGGACGCGGCAUGCUUGGCCACAGUCGCAGCGUUGAUGCAUUUUCGUCUCCCAGAAGUAACGGUGUUGACUGGAGGUUCAGACGAGAGGAGCAACAGCAGCGCAAACGACGGUGAAAGCAGUGUAGGUCGUGUUCGGGGGGGGGGAGGCCUGGGGCACGCGUCUGUGGUUGUUCACCACUCCUUCGAGAAGGAGCCGUCCGCCUUGCCCAUCCACCACGUUCCCAUCUGCGUCACAUUCGUGCUCUUUAACACGUCUCCUAUCGUCUCUGUCAUUGACCCUACGGAGCGCGAGGAGCUGGUGAUGGGGGGCCGUAUAACUUUUUCAAUCAACGUGCACAGAGAGGUGUGUGCCAUGCAGAAGAUUGGAGGGCUGGCACUGGCCCCGACCAGCCUUGCGCGGUUGGCAGAGAUAGCCAUGGAGAAGGUGGGCGACUGGCACUCUCUCUUACAGACUUCUUUGGAGGCGGCGGACUCGCAAGCCAAGGCGGAAAGAUUGCGAUGCGUGCGUGGGACUGCCUCCAUGCACGUUCGGAGAGGAGCGCUGGGAGACGCAGAAGGAGAAAGGGGAGAAAAAGAAGUGGAAGGAGGGGCGGAUGCACCUACAUCGCAUAUCGAGACAGCUCAUCUUGAUUUUGCAGAGUUGCACGCACCCAUCAAAGUCCGAGAGGGAUCGGAGAAGGCGCCUAUCGAUGAAGAGGAGGAGACACGUACGUUGAGUGUAUUGGAGCAGGCAGCUUUGGAUGCAGAGGACUACCGAAUGAAACAAGGAACCAAAAACUUGACUCAAGGGACACAGGAGACGCAGUUCUCAUGGACAGGGGCAGCAACUCGUAACUCAGAUACAGGAGCUGUCGCAGGGCUUACAGACUCGGUGGUGACUGAAAGCACAGGCGUGAACGACGUGCGUACAGCAGCUUGUCCGGGAUCGACUGCCCAAACUGCACCAACUUCACAUAGGUCGAGCAUGGAAACCAAACCAGCAGGAGCUCGUGAGCUAGGGAGAAAAACAAAGACAUUGGGGAGAAGAAUGGACGUAAGGAACGGAGAGGGUAGGGACACGGAAGAGGAGGACGAUGAGGAGGAGGGGGAUGCCGUCAUGAUGGUUUCAGAAUUUGCAUCAAGCACCGAAAGCAGUCUCGGAACCCCUUAUGAUAAGACGGCCAUUGCAGCGACAGGCUCCAAUGCGAGAAGGCCUUCGUCACAGGGCGCCCCGCAGGCGACAGCUACUACUGAGCGUGCUGAAAAUGAUGACGAAGAAAUUAAAGAUUUGAGAGAUGCGGUAAAAAAACCACGUGUACGAGGACAGAACGGAAGCUCGAGUGGCCGAGGUGCUGCGAAGCGUCCCAGUGGUACGUCGAGUACUGGCACAAGCAAGAACAGACCGAAAGGAGGCACGAAAAGAUAAAGCGCUCCUGACAACGAUGAAAGAUCUCAUAGCAACAAAA
This is a messenger RNA of Nannochloropsis gaditana CCMP526, 2053 nucleotides long. It is a transcript of the gene RRP45, whose product is annotated as exosome complex component RRP45. Bases 151 to 2013 code for a protein of 620 amino acids. The record is from RefSeq and is a predicted model, not a curated record. Gene Ontology annotation, biological process: nuclear mRNA surveillance; exonucleolytic trimming to generate mature 3'-end of 5.8S rRNA from tricistronic rRNA transcript (SSU-rRNA, 5.8S rRNA, LSU-rRNA); nuclear polyadenylation-dependent mRNA catabolic process. The transcript has a single exon. Gene Ontology annotation, cellular component: cytoplasmic exosome (RNase complex); nuclear exosome (RNase complex).